Molecule: messenger RNA, 345 nt
Organism: Paramecium pentaurelia
Lineage: Eukaryota; Ciliophora; Oligohymenophorea; Peniculida; Parameciidae
Source: the annotation of a GenBank genome assembly
AUGAAUAACGAUUCUAAGUUGAUUAUUAGUAAUUUGAGACAGUUGUCAUUUAUGAAUCUUACAAAAUUAAAGCUGUUCCUUUUGGAUUAUUACAAUUUUUAAAGAGGGCACUUUUUGUACUCUAAUUUUACUUAAAUCCAAAUGGACAUUUAUUAUCUGAACAAUAAAGUAAUGAAGCUUGAUGAAAAGAGCUAUAAUAAACUGUCCAUUAAGCAAUAACAAUUUGUAAUUAAAAGAAAAUUAGCAUAUUAAUUAAUCUAUACAUGUAUAUUUAAACAGAUAAAAAAUGGAUAAACAUCUUUAAGGACUAUGAUUGUUAAUACAAUAGCAAAAAAAAUGAUAUGA